AUGGCCUAUGCCCAGUCCGACAUUCCUCUGCCCGGACAUCUUGAGUCUAUUCUCGUUCAGGCUCAGAAUGACUCCAUCUACACUUACCCAACUCAACUGACGUCCGGGAUCAUUCCAAAGGGCAUCCACAGCCACAACGAUUACUGGCGACCUGUCCCUUUCUACUCCGCACUGGCCGUCGGUGCCAUCAGCGUGGAAGCGGAUGUCUGGCUCUACAAUGAUACUCUGCAUGUGGGCCACGAAGAGAGCGCUUUGACGAACGAUCGAACCUUCGACGCAUUGUACAUCCAGCCAAUUCUCCGCGUGCUGAACAGCCAGAACCCGAACUCGACCUUCGUGCCAAAAGGUCAGGCCAAGCACGGUGUCUUUGAUGCAUCUGCCGGUCAGACACUCUAUCUCUUCGUCGAUCUCAAGACCGAUGGGCCGAAGACUUGGCCAUAUGUUGUCCGUGCCUUGCAACCACUGAGGGAUGCCGGCUACUUGACGAAGUUCAAUGGCACCGGGAUUGAGACUGGACCAGUGACUGUUGUGGGCACUGGCAACACGCCAUUGAAUCAGAUACAAUGCGUUCAAAAUCGAGAUUUCUUCUUCGACGCCAAGCUCGACCUGUUGAACACGACCCAAAGUAACAUUACGUCCGACGUAUCGCCCAUCGCCAGCACCUCGUUUGCGUCGCAGUUCGGCCAAGUGCGAAGCGGUGUGAUGAAUGACACUCAGCUGGCGAAGUUGAGAAGCCAGAUUGCGGUUGCGAAAUCGAAGAACGUCCUCGUGCGCUAUUGGGAUCAGCCACUCUGGCCCAUCGGAACGAGGAAUGCCAUCUGGAGGCUGCUGUGGAAUGAGGGCGCGGGUCUGCUCAAUUCAGAUGACCUCGCUGGCAGUGCGGACUUCUGGCAAAUGGAAUGA
This is a messenger RNA of Zymoseptoria tritici IPO323, 903 nucleotides long. RefSeq lists its product as uncharacterized. The record is from RefSeq and is a predicted model, not a curated record. NCBI's taxonomy places the organism in Eukaryota, Fungi, Ascomycota, Dothideomycetes, Mycosphaerellales, Mycosphaerellaceae. The transcript is spliced from 2 exons. Bases 1 to 903 code for a protein of 300 amino acids. Gene Ontology annotation, molecular function: phosphoric diester hydrolase activity. Gene Ontology annotation, biological process: lipid metabolic process.